Messenger RNA from Pogona vitticeps (central bearded dragon), 3081 nucleotides. Lineage: Eukaryota; Metazoa; Chordata; Lepidosauria; Squamata; Agamidae. The record is from RefSeq and is a predicted model, not a curated record.
GUGACGUGUUUUGUGGUGGGGGAAGGAAGUUUCUCAGCGAAGAAGGCGGCGGCGGCCUGAGGCGGGUCGUGCGAGCCAUGUCAACGGGCAGCGCGGGGCCACGCGAGUCCGGGGCUUCCGGAGGGCGUCGGAGCAAGUGGGACCAGCCUGGGCCAUCCCCAGCGGUCUACCUCCUUCCUGCCACCGCCCCUGGGCCAGGCCGCCCCAUUCCGAGUAGCGGAGAUGGCGUCUCCGGGACAUCGGGAUCUGAGGGUUCAGCAGCCCCUCUGGGAGCUCUCGACGCGGCGGCUGCCGUGGCUGCCAAAAUCAACGCCAUGUUAAUGGCCAAAGGGAAGCUGAAGCCGGCACCGAACGCGGCAGAUAAGCUUCAGGCCCCUGGCAAAGGGCCAGCCGCCAGCAAGAGUAAAGACGACCUUGUUGUUGCCGAAGUGGAGAUCAAUGACGUGCCCCUGACCUGCCGAAACCUCUUGACCAGGGGCCAGACCCAAGACGAGAUAAGUAAACUGAGCGGUGCGGCCGUCUCGACCCGAGGGAGGUACAUGACUGCAGAAGAGAAAGCAAAGAUCGGGCCUGGAGACCGGCCAUUGUACUUGCACGUUCAGGGGCAGACGCGAGAACUGGUUGACAGAGCCGUGAACCGGAUCAAAGAAAUCAUCACUAACGGUGUCGUAAAAGCUGCUACGGGAUCUAGUCCGACAUUCAACGGAGCGACGGUCACGGUCUACCACCAGCCGGCGCCCAUCGCUCAGCUGCCUCCCGCUGUGAGCCAGAAGCCUCCAUUCCAGUCAGGGGGAGUAAAAUUUGACACGGUGUGCGGGCGUGUGUUUUCCUACAGCCAUCCGAAACCAGAAGGCCUUGCAGCUGCCAAAAAGCUCUGUGAGAAUUUACUACAAACAGUCCAUGCUGAAUACUCGCGGUUUGUGAAUCAGAUAACCACGGCGGUCCCCCUGACAGGCUUCACGCAACCGGCGACUCUGGCCACCGUUCCCCCGCAACCACCGUAUUAUCCGCCCAACGGCUUCCAGGCUGGCUACCCCGUGGUCCCGCCCCCUCAGCAGCCCGUACAGCCGCCUUACGGGGUGCCAGGCAUCGUGCCGCCAGCGGUACCGUUGGCUCCGGGGGUGAUGGCCCUGCCCACCGGAGUCCCGCCGGUGCCCACCCAGUACCCCAUCACGCAAGUGCAGCCUCCCGCCAGCACAGGGCAGACGCCGCUGAGUGCGCCCUUCCUCCCCACCGCCCCCGUCAAGACGACUUUGCCGGCUGCCGCACAGCCGCCUCUGCAGCCCCCUCAGCCCCAGCCGGGACAGAAGAGGCGCUUCACCGAGGAGCUGCCGGACGAGCGAGAAUCCGGGCUGCUCGGAUACCAGCAUGGACCCAUUCAUAUGACUAAUUUAGGUACAGGCUUCUGCAGUCAGACUGAGGUGGACGGAGCAGGCGCGAAGCCGGCGGGUUCCUCAGGAAAAGAGCGAGAGAGGGACAGGCAGCUGAUGCCUCCACCAGCAUUACCAGCGUCCGGAUUGAAGGUGGAACCUGAUGAUCGAAACGGGUCCUUAGCAGGUGGCAAUGAUCAUCCAGCCAAGAAGAUGAAAACCGGCGAGAAGGGGUUUGGCCUGGUGGCUUACACGGGCGAUUCCUCGGACGAAGAGGAAGAGCACGGAGGCCAUAAAAGCACAACCGGCUACUCGCAGAUGUGGACCCUAGGAUACCAGUACCCCUCGUCGCAGCAACGGGCCAAGCAACAGAUACCGUUCUGGAUGGCCCCGUAGCCGCCCGCAGCCGGCACCCUUUCCAUCUCCUCAAGCAAUAACGCAUGUAUACGAUCAAAACAACGUUGGCCAAAUCUAGACCAUCCGUGAUAACCUUUGCACAAGCUUUUUGAGAUGCAGUUACGCCCUUUCUGGGGGGUGGGCCAUGCCCUCCCCCUGUUCAUCCGUUCUCCUCCUUUGGUUUCGGUGUUUUUUUAAACACGCUGUCUUCUGCCAGGGGCUUGGUCUGUGGAAAGGCGACUGUGAAAAUCACAGGCUGAUUAUCAGAACACGGUAGAAGAAAACAGCGUCGGCCUUAAAGCCUGGCAGGGAGGGUCUGGUCUCCUCUUCCUCCUCCCUUCUCGGUCCCUGCUGGCGUGUCCCCACCUCCCUCCCUCCCAGGCUUUGGAAGAAGAGGCAGUCCGCUCUUGACUUAAGCCCGUGGGUGUUUUCGCUUGUGUUUCUGUUCAUAACUGGAUUUUACUUUUGCGCUUGAGGCUCGGGCUCUGCCGACUAGGGUGGGUAGGGUGAACCUUUUGCCGGAAAAUCUACCCUGGGGAAUCACCUUUUUAAAAAUAAUAAUAAUAAUUGAUCCUUGGUCACUUCCUAGCCAGUGUGCCCUUUCAGUGCAAAAUCCCAUUUUUAUGGUCUCAUACGCAGCCUAUGUUGUUUCAGAUUACUUUUAGCUGGCAGGUAAGAUUUUGGUUCGCUCUUUCUCUCUUGCCCACUUCCAUUUUGCUGAGUUCCAUUAGUCUGGGACAGUAUACGGCAUUGAUGCAGAGGAUCGGGGGAGUAGGUGUUGAUCCGGAGUGGUCCUCUCAAAGAGUUUUUAUCCUGGCCCGCUUGGCUCUCCGACGGGUCGGCGCGGAGUCCCCCCUUUCUUAGCUGUGGCAUCUUAGCAGCUCCGACUGAACGGCGCUUCGUUGCUCUUUGAACGGAAGAGGUGCCUCGUCAGCCUUUGGGGCCUCAGGACGCCGGUGAAAUUGCUGUCGUAGCUGAAGAGGUGAAACCCUUGGGAUUGUUUUAUUUUGACUCAGAACUGCCGCAGGCUCUCCUCUCGGGGCCUGCUAAGCCGAACACUUUCUGCACCGGCAGAAAUGUAACGAGUGGAGAAGGCGCCAACGAACUGAUUUUUUUUUUCCUGUCUGUUCACAAGAAAAAAAAAAAUGUAAAGAUCUGUAAAGUAUUGGCAUAAGUGUUAAAUUUCUUUUCUCCCCCACCACAGAGAAGAAUCUGUUAAGUUUGCUUUCUCUAAAAGAGGAAAUAAAUUCCAAGCACCCUUGUUCUCCAGUUUUCUACAUGUUGUAAAUAAAUUGAACCAUAAUUUCACGAUCAA